Molecule: messenger RNA, 225 nt
Organism: Guillardia theta CCMP2712
Lineage: Eukaryota; Cryptophyceae; Pyrenomonadales; Geminigeraceae
Exons: 2
Coding region: 1-225 (74 amino acids)
Source: RefSeq, a predicted model, not a curated record
AUGGAUCUUGAUAGCUUCUUCCUCCCCUUUGUCUCGCGCUUCCCCUCCCUCCUUAUGAUCUGCAAGCUCUUUGACCUCGAGGACUACGCCGGUACCUACCGCGAGACCCGCAACGCCUACCUCAAGGCCGCCAACCAGCUCAAGCUCGCCACUGGCCCCUACAAGGCUGCCCGCGAUGCCUACGUCGCUGCCACCGCCACCUACACCAAGUCCCUCUACGAGUAA